AUGUGGAGGGGCAUCAGCUACGGCGGCCUACAUAACCCGGCAGACCGCGGCCUCGGCCAUAUCAACUACCAGCCCAAGGUCCGCGUCAUCGAGCGGUACAAGGUUGUCGGCUUCAUCAGCUCUGGAACCUAUGGCCGCGUCUACAAGGCCCUCGGCCGCCAAGGCCAGACGGGCGAGUUUGCCAUCAAGAAGUUCAAACCCGAUAAGGAGGGCGAGCAGAUCUCGUACACGGGCAUCUCGCAAUCCGCCAUCCGCGAGAUGUCCCUAUGCAGUGAGCUGAAGCACGCCAACGUUAUCAAGCUCAUUGAGAUCAUCCUCGAGGACAAGUGCAUCUUCAUGGUCUUUGAGUAUGCCGAGCAUGACCUGCUGCAGAUCAUCCACCAUCACACGCAGAACCCGCGGCACCCUAUUCCGCCGCAGACGGUCAAGAGCAUCAUGUUCCAGCUCCUCAACGGGUGCCAGUACCUCCACGCCAACUGGGUUCUGCACCGCGAUCUGAAGCCCGCCAAUAUCAUGGUCACCUCGGCCGGCGAGGUCAAGAUCGGUGACCUGGGACUCGCGCGUCGCUUUGACAAGCCCCUGCAUUCCCUCUUCAGCGGUGACAAGGUCGUUGUGACGAUAUGGUACCGCGCGCCGGAACUCAUCCUUGGCAGUCGUCACUACACACCCGCUAUCGACAUGUGGGCCGUCGGCUGCAUCUUUGCAGAGCUACUGUCUUUGCGGCCCAUCUUCAAGGGCGAGGAGGCCAAAAUGGACAGCAAGAAGACAGUGCCCUUCCAGCGGAACCAGAUGCAAAAGAUUGUCGACAUUAUGGGUCUGCCGUCCAAAGAGCGGUGGCCGUUGCUGACAGCCAUGCCCGAAUACCCACAGCUAUCAACCCUGCAGCCGCCCAUGACGCCGCACCACCACGGACAUCACGGGCAUCAUCGUGGACACGGGUACGGCCACCACCCGCCCGCGCCGAGCGGUUCGAACCUCGAGAAGUGGUACUACAGCACCAUCUCACAGGGGGCCUCGAGCAGCGCGACGUCGGCGCCGCAGAGCAACGGGGCGCCGUUGGCGAGUCUGGGUGCCGAGGGAUAUAAGCUCUUGGCGAGUUUGCUGGAAUACGACCCCGUCGAGCGGUUGACGGCGGCGAAGGCGCUCCAGCACCCGUUCUUCUCGACCGGGGACCGACUCAACGCGCACUGCUUUGAGGGACUGAAGAACGAGUACCCGCACCGGAGGGUGAGUCAGGACGACAACGACAUCCGGACGAGUAGUCUGCCCGGGACGAAGCGGAGUGGACUGCCAGAUGAUUCGUUGGCCCGGCCGGUGAAGAAGUUGAGGGAGGUUUGA
Colletotrichum spaethianum is the source of this 1338-nucleotide messenger RNA. Its product is annotated as serine/threonine-protein kinase ssp1. The transcript has 2 exons. Lineage: Eukaryota; Fungi; Ascomycota; Sordariomycetes; Glomerellales; Glomerellaceae. The coding region runs from base 1 to 1338 and encodes 445 amino acids. Gene Ontology annotation, cellular component: nucleus; mediator complex. Gene Ontology annotation, molecular function: RNA polymerase II CTD heptapeptide repeat kinase activity; ATP binding; cyclin-dependent protein serine/threonine kinase activity. The record is from RefSeq and is a predicted model, not a curated record. Gene Ontology annotation, biological process: protein phosphorylation.